UAAAUAUUUUGGAGAUCACACCAUGCCCACAGGCGUUCCAUAUGCACAUCUCAGCGUGCAUUAGGAACAUCUCCCAUGUUGGCAUUAGAUGUUCCCAAAACACGGUUGAAAUUUGCAGUGGGGCGCCGAUGUGAAUUCAAUGACAAAACCGAAAUUCCGAAACAUUCGUUUUGAUGGGCUCCAACGAAAUCCCGAAAAUUCUGUGUAACUGCUUAAAUGCCUCACACUUCGUCUGCAAGAAAACAUGGCGGAGAUCAAUCGGAAGGGAGUGGCUCUGUCCUAAAAUCGCAACGGGCCAAAAUGGGAGGAAUCGCCAACGACUCCGAGAAGAAGGGCUCGAGCAAAAGACUUAAGGAUGUUGAGAUAAGUGUUCCAAUAGUCUAUGGAACUGUAUCAUUCUGGCUUGGUAAAAGGGCGAGUGAGUAUAAUUCGCACAAGUGGACUGUCUAUGUUCGUGGGACAACAAAUGAGGACCUGGGAGUAGUGAUCAGGCGUGCCGUGUUCCAAUUGCAUACCAGUUUUAAUAACCCCACGCGGGUUGUGGAUUCGCCCCCAUUUGAGUUAUCAGAAUCUGGAUGGGGAGAAUUUGAAAUUGCUAUCACCCUUUAUUUCCACAGUGACGUCUGUGAUAAACAGUUGGACCUAUACCACCAUCUAAAGUUGUAUCCAGAGGAUGACUCUGGGCCUCAGUCGACCAAAAAACCUGUUGUCGUGGAAUCUUAUGAUGAGAUUGUAUUUUCUGAGCCCUCUGAGUCUUUCUUUGCUCGUGUACAGAAUCAUCCUGCUGUAAUUGUACCUAGACUACCUGCUACUUUUAACUUACCUCCUCCUGCACCAAUAGACAAUGUUAAUGAAAAGAAGAAAGGUGAUACUAAAGAUCAUACACUAAGUCAGUGGUUCAUGACUUUCUCAGAGGCAGACGAGCUACUAAAACUUGCAGCUGCUCGUCAACAGGUGCAAGCUUAUAUUGUUAAGCUCAGAAGACAGAUGAGUUUGAUUGAUGGGCAGCCUCAGCAAUCUCUGCCCACCUCUGGCCAUUGAAUGUACUUGAGCCCAAUAUCAUUGUGGGUUGCCUUUCAAACUGAUAUUCAUGGGGAUGUAAGAACACAGCACACUACCUACCCAAAUAAUAGUAAUGUGGAAUAGUUGAACUUACGUAAUCCCACUUUUACCCUCUGUUUUCUUUCAUCUCAUUAACGGCACAUAUGUAUAUUUUAUUUGACAGCAAUGAAAAGAAAAGAUACUAUCUUUUUUGUUCA
This is a messenger RNA of Nelumbo nucifera (sacred lotus), 1259 nucleotides long. Its product is annotated as transcription initiation factor TFIID subunit 14b-like. Gene Ontology annotation, biological process: regulation of DNA-templated transcription. The record is from RefSeq and is a predicted model, not a curated record. NCBI's taxonomy places the organism in Eukaryota, Viridiplantae, Streptophyta, Magnoliopsida, Proteales, Nelumbonaceae.